AUGAAGUCUCUCUCCCCCCUCAUCUCCCUCAUGAAGUCUCCCCCUCACCUCCCUCAUCAGGUCUCUCUCCCGCCUCACCUCCCUCAUGAAGUCCCCCCCCUCACCUCCCUCAUGAAGUCUCUCUCCCCCCUCAUCUCCCUCAUGAAGCCCCCCCCUCACCUCCCUCAUGAAUCCCCCCCCCUCACCUCCCUCAUGAAGUCUGUCUCCCCCCUCACCUCCCUCAUGAAGUCUGUCUCCCGCCUCACCUCCCCCAUGAAGUCUCUCUCCCCCCUCACCUCCCCCAUGAAGUCUCUCUCCCCCCCACCUCCCCCAUGA
Knipowitschia caucasica is the source of this 315-nucleotide messenger RNA. The record is from the annotation of a GenBank genome assembly. NCBI's taxonomy places the organism in Eukaryota, Metazoa, Chordata, Actinopteri, Gobiiformes, Gobiidae.